ACGGCGCACGUCAACGUCUACAAGAUCCAGUGUUGUUUUUUUCAGUUUUUCAGAUUUUAACCGUCUUAAUCCCCCAAAGAAGUAGUACCUGCCGAACAAACGCAGUGAUGAAGCCUUACCUUACAGGGCUUGGCCUGGUGUCUCUGCUGUUCAUCAGCAGCGUCUACAGCUGGCCAGACAACCACGGAGAUGAAGACGAUGACAAUGGUGAUAUGAUAAAGGCCGAAGGUAUGGGUGGAAUGGGUGGCGGAAGAUACGCUGGCAUUGGAGGAAUGGGUGGUAUGGAAGGUGGACGACCCGGUGGUAUGGGUGGUAUGGGAGGUGGACGACCCGGUGGUAUGGGUGGUAUGGGUGGUAUGGGAGGUGGACGACCCGGUGGUAUGGGUGGUAUGGGUGGCGUAAGACCCGAUGGUAUGGGAAGUAUGGGGGACGAAAGACCCGAUGGUAUGGGAGGUAUGGGUGGCGGAAGACGCGGUGGUAUGGGAGGUAUGGGUGACGAAAGACCCGAUGGUAUCGGAGGUAUGGGUGGCGGAAGACACGGUGGUAUGGGAGGUAUGGGUGACGAAAGACCCGAUGGUAUCGGAGGUAUGGGUGGCGGAAGACACGGUGGUAUGGGAGGUAUGGGUGACGAAAGACCCGAUGGUAUGGGAGGUAUGGGUAGCGGAAGACGCGGUGGUAUGGAAGGUAUUGGUAACGAAAGACCCGAUGGUAUGGGAGGUAGGGGUGGCGGAAGACGCGGUGGUAUGGGAGGUAUGGGUGUCGAAAGACCCGAUGGUAUGGGUGACGAAAGACCCGAUGGUAUGCGAGGUAGGGGUGGCGGAAGACGCGGUGGUAUGGGAGGUAUGGGUGGCGAAAGACCCGAUGGUAUGGGAGGUAUGGGUGGCGGAAGACGCGGUGGUAUGGGAGGUAGGGGUGGCGGAAGACGCGGUGGUAUGGGAGGUAUGGGUGGCGAAAGACCCGAUGGUAUGGGAGGUAUGGGUGGCGGAAGACGCGGUGGUAUGGGUGGCGGAAGACGCGGUGGUAUGGGAGGUAUGGGUGGAGGAACAAGCGCCAGUAUGGGAGGUAUGGGCGGCGGAAGACGCGAUGGUUUGGGUGGCGGAAGACGUGGUGGUAUUGGAGGUAUGGGUAGUAGAAGCCGUGGUGGUAUGAGAGGAAUGGGUGGAGGAACACGCGGUAGUAUGGGAGGUAUGGGUGGCGGAAGACCCGGUGGUAUGCGUGCUAUGGGUGGCGAAACAAGCGGUGGUAUGUUUGGUAUAGGAGGUAUGGGUGGCGGAACACGCGGUGGUAUGCGAGGUAUGGGUGGCGGAAGACCCGGUGGUAUGGGAGGUAUGGGUGGCGGAAGACCCGGUGGUAUGGGAGGUACGGGUGGCGGAAGACCCGGUGGUAUGGGAGGUACGGGUGGCGGAAGACCCGGUGGUAUUGGUGGUAUGGGUGGCGGAAGACCCGGUGGUAUGGGUGGCGGAAGACCCGGUGGUAUGGGAGGUAUGGGUGGCGGAAGACCCGGUGGUAUGGGAGGUACGGGUGGGAGAAGGAGUGGAGGUAAUGACAGUCGAGCAGCGAAAAGAGAGCGUAUAAGGCAACGACUACAAAAGAGAAAACAGAGAAACGAAGAACGUAAACGGAAACGAGAGCAAAACAAGAUCACCUUCGUGGUGAAGGGCAUGACCGACUUCACUGCCGGAAAGUAUGAAAAGGACAGCACCUUGAUGAAUCUUUACUUGAACGCCUACAAUAAAGUGGUUAGUAUUCUGGGCAAGCGACGAAACAUCCUAAUGAACAAAAUGAGAGUGUCAAAUGUCAAAGGACAAGUAAGGUCGUCAAUAACUCUCGGAUCAUUCAAGCGUAGCAAGUCAGUGUCGGACAAAUGGAACAUAAAAUGCAGAAACACGUUCGCUGACUUGGUUGAAAAAUUCGGUGAGAAUCCAACAGGAAGAGACGCGGAGAAAGCCAGGUCUAUGAUAGAUAGAAUCACCGGACAUUACAUCACCGAAGUGAAGAAGCUGUUUGAUGAACUCAGCAAAAAGUUGGACGAUAACGACGAAGGCUAUUACAUUGAUGCCGUGAAGCAAGAUGCCGGCAAUGCUGAGAAGAUGCAGGCCAUGAUUAUGGACGUGAGAAAGAUUUCAUCAACUAUUGGCUGUGCAAUCCAAGAGAAGAAAGCAGAUCUGGAGCCGUAUCACGAUAGAAAACAUGAGCCCACUGCAGCAGAAGCACACCUGAUAAAGAGGCUAGGGUCUGUCCGCAUGAAUGCUAUAAGCGCAUUCAUGGACUUCCAAAAAGAGAUCAUGGCAGACAACAGCCCAAAAGACCGCUCACACGCUGUAGAAAUUGAGCAACUGAGGAGCGGUCUGAAGAUCCUUGAGGUCAAGAAAGACGAACUCAUCAAGAAAGCCAUUGAUGAACUCGAAACAAUCGUUGAGGAAGAAAAAGUUGACCCUGAACUUCGUCCACUGAAAGAAAAACUCUCGGAAAUAGCCCAGAAUAUUCUUGAAGAAGAGAAGACUUCAAGAAUGCCCAAGAUGAAAGCCAUCAUGGAUGACGCGAUCGGACGAGUAGGUAAUAAGCCGGGCGCAGGUACAAUCGAAGGUCUGCUCCGUAAACGAUCGAUCAAUGAGUAUGCUGGUAUCCAGAAUAAAAUCGGAAGGUGCAUUACCAAAGUUCUUGGUCGUUUUGGAAAGACAGGAGAUUCCCUGGAGCAACAAGUGGAGAAAGCUUCCCCAUCACUGAAGUCUAUGAUUCUGAAGGUAAUGGACAAAGCCUUGAUAAACCUCCAACAUUUUGCUGAUGAAAAGAUAAAGGACUUGGAAGCAGGAAAUGGCAUAUUCGGUAAACUGAACCAACUGCACAAAAGGCCAAGAAUGUAACGCAGAACUUCACGAGCUGGGAGGAUAAGCGAUUGCACCAAAUAAGAAGGCUCUGUACCAUACAACAAUCACGUUCUACACAACGCCUGUGAAUUCUACUAAAGACUCAAAUACGAUCUUAUCAGCCUGCGUACCACAUAAACUGAAGACAAGCUGUAUAUAUUUAGUCGCAGGUUAGGUCAACACCAUGUUAAAAUAUAUAUAAAUGGCAAUCCCUAAUCUAUACAGGCUGAAGUUUUUGUACAUGAGCUUACGAUGAAUAAAAUUUAUUGCAACUC
Molecule: messenger RNA, 3142 nt
Organism: Haliotis rufescens (red abalone)
Lineage: Eukaryota; Metazoa; Mollusca; Gastropoda; Lepetellida; Haliotidae
Product: keratin, type II cytoskeletal 1-like
Exons: 29
Coding region: 108-2864 (918 amino acids)
Source: RefSeq, a predicted model, not a curated record